UCAGGCACCAAAGGCUGCACAAAGCCCCGGAUUUCUGCCAAUUAGGCGACAAAAAGUGGACCAAACUUUGUAUGUAAGGCUGAGGAAUUUGCUCUGGGAAUAUCCAUCAACAGAGUGAGUCAAGUUACAGAGAUGAUGGUGAUACAGUCAGUACUUAGGAGAGCAUCACUGGACAUUUCCUCAUUUUCUCCGUGUUCUGAUUUUAGAGAUGGAGCUGUGGAGGCACCAAUGUCGAGGAGGUCACUGUAUGGACUGUAUCCCUACAAGUCCACUAUGAUUGGCUUGGAGAACCUUGGGGAUCCAUCUGGUAACUGGGAUAUAGUGGAGACCAUUGGCAAAGGAACGUAUGGAAAAGUGUACAGAGUGACCAACAAAAAGGAUGGAAGUCAAGCAGCAGUUAAAGUACUGGACCCGAUCAAUCAUUCAAGCCAUUCAAACAGAGAUGUGGAUGAGGAAAUCGAGGCUGAAUACAACAUCCUGAGGUCUCUGUCCAAUCACCCGAAUGUGGUCAAGUUUUAUGGCAUGUUCUACAAAUCGGACAACUUGUCCGGUGGACAACUCUGGCUGGUCCUGGAGCUGUGCAACGGCGGCUCUGUCACAGAACUCAUCAAAGGCCUGCUCAUGCGAAGCCAGCGUCUGCAGGAGCCCGUUAUCUCAUACAUCUUAUACAGUGCCCUCUUGGGCCUCCAACAUUUGCACAACAACCGCAUUAUCCAUCGCGACGUCAAAGGCAACAACAUCCUCCUGACGACUGAGGGAGGAGUCAAACUGGUUGACUUUGGUGUUUCAGCUCAACUGACCAGUGCGAGACUGCGGAGGAACACAUCAGUUGGGACUCCAUUUUGGAUGGCGCCUGAGGUCAUAGCCUGUGAGCAGCAAUAUGACUACUCUUACGAUGCCCGCUGUGAUGUGUGGUCGCUUGGCAUCACAGCCAUCGAGCUGGCAGAUGGAGACCCCCCCUUGGCUGAGAUGCAUCCAGUUAAAGCCCUCUUCAAGAUCCCACGAAAUCCGUCCCCUACAUUACGAAAUCCAGAGCAAUGGUGUCGAAGUUUCAGCCAUUUCAUCGGCCAGUGUCUGAUAAAAGAUUUUGAGGCACGGCCAUCUGUAAUCCACCUCCUGGAGCAUCCCUUCAUCAAACAGGCCCAUGGCAAAGACAUGGCCCUCCGUCAGCAGCUGGCUGUUCUCAUCCGGGAGCAGCAAGAGCUGGGCUGCAAAACCAAAACAAAGCAUGAGAGGAUCAAUACUCGUAAAACCCUCAUAAUAGAGAGGUGUCCUGAUGAUGAUCUGGUAAACCUGGAGUUUUUAGAUGAGGAGACAAUAAUUAGUCAUCUCCAGAAGAGAUAUGAUGAGCUGCAGGUUUAUACUUAUGUUGGGGACAUCCUGAUUGCUCUCAAUCCUUUUCAGAACCUCAGUAUCUAUUCUCCCCAGUUCUCCAAGCUGUACCAUGGUUUGAAGCGAACAGACAACCCUCCACACAUCUUUGCCACUGCAGAUGCAGCCUACCAAGGCAUGGUGACCUUCAGCAAAGACCAGUGUAUUAUCAUCAGUGGGGAGAGUGGUGCUGGGAAAACUGAAAGUGCUCAUUUGAUUGUUCAACACCUUACUUUCUUGGGAAAGGCAAACAAUCGGUCUCUGCGUGAGAAGAUUUUGCAGGUGAAUCCCCUUGUAGAAGCCUUUGGAAACGCCUGCACAGCUAUUAAUGACAACUCCAGUCGCUUUGGCAAAUACCUGGAAAUGAAGUUCACUCCCACUGGUGCAGUCAUUGGGGCCAAGAUAUCUGAGUACCUGUUGGAGAAAUCGAGGGUCAUCAAACAGGCUACGGGUGAGAAAAACUUCCACAUAUUUUAUUACAUUUAUGCUGGACUUUACCACCAAGAUAAACUGAAGACUUACAGUCUACCAGACAGGACUCCCCCUCGGUAUAUUGACAGUCAGCACUGCAAAGUGAUGCAAGAUAUUGUCUCCAGUAAACUGUACAAGGAGCAGUUCGAUGCAAUUCAGGAGUGUUUCCGAAACAUCGGCUUUACUGAAGAGGAGGUUACCUCAGUUUACAGAAUUCUGUCAGCCAUUUUGAACACAGGCAACAUUGAAUUUGCUUCCAUUACAUCCCAACAUCAGACAGAUAAGAGUGAAGUGCCCAACUCUGAGGCCUUAGAGAACGCUGCCUCUCUCCUCAGCAUCGGCCCUGAGGAGCUCCAGGAGGCGUUGACCUCUCAGUGUGUGGUCACCAGGGGCGAGACUAUCAUCCGCACCAACACUGUGGACAAAGCUGUUGAUGUGCGGGACGCCAUGUCCAAGGCCUUGUACGGUCGCCUAUUCAGCUGGAUAGUGAACCGCAUCAACUCUCUGCUGCAACCUGACAUGAAUAUUUGUGCUGCAGAGAGUGGCAUGAAUGUGGGAAUCCUGGACAUCUUUGGAUUUGAAAACUUCAAGAAGAACUCUUUUGAACAAUUAUGCAUCAACAUUGCAAAUGAGCAGAUCCAGUUUUACUUCAAUCAGCACAUAUUUGCCCUUGAACAGAUGGAAUACCAGAGCGAGGGAGUUGAUGCGAGCCUGGUAGAGUACGAGGACAACAGGCCCAUCCUGGACAUGUUCCUCCAGAAGCCCAUGGGUCUGCUGUCGCUGCUGGAUGAGGAGAGCCGCUUCCCUCAGGCCACAGACCACACCUUAGUGGAUAAAUUUGAGGACAAUUUACGCUGCAAAUACUUCUGGAUACCUAAACGUAUGGAGCUUUGUUUUGGAAUUCAGCACUAUGCAGGAAAGGUAAUGUACAAUGUAAAUGGAUUUCUGGAGAAAAACAGAGAUACUCUUCCUGCCGACAUUGUUGUGGUGUUGAGAACAUCUGAGAACAAACUUCUGCAGCAAUUGUUUUCCAGCCCUUUAACUAAAACAGGAAAUUUGGCCACUUCCCGGGCCAGAGUCACUGCUGCAUCCAGAUCUCUGCCACCACAGCUCGGCUCAGGGCGGACCAAGUCUCCCAAAUACCUAUUGAAGGUCGACACCAUGGAGAUGAUGCGUCACCCAGAGGAAACCACCAAUAUGAGGAGACAGACAGUGGCCUCCUAUUUCCGUUAUUCCCUGAUGGACUUAUUGUCUAAGAUGGUGGUGGGCCAGCCACACUUUGUGCGCUGCAUCAAACCCAAUGACGACAGGCAGGCUCUGCGCUUCUGCAAGGAGAGGGUGAUGGUGCAGCUGCGCUACACAGGCAUCCUGGAGACGGUGAACAUCCGCCGGCAAGGCUACUCGCACCGCAUCCUGUUUGAAGAGUUUGUCAACAGGUAUUACUACCUUGCAUUUAGAGCUCAUCAGAUGCCUGAGACCAGCAAAGAAAAUGCUGUUGCCAUACUGGAGCGGGCCAAACUAGAAGACUGGGUGCUGGGGAAGACCAAGGUUUUCCUGAGGUACUACCAUGUGGAGCAGCUCAACCUGCUGCUGAGGGAGGUGAUAGCACGUGUGGUGGUGAUGCAAGCUUAUACUAAAGGUUGGCUGGCAGCCCGACGUUACCGUAAAGAGAAGGAAAAGAGAAACCAUGGGGCCAUUAUCAUCCAGUCAGCCUGGAGGGGCUAUGCUGCCCGUCAGAACCUCAAGCAAAUCAAAAAGGAACGGGAAGAGGCUGCUGUCCGCAUACAGUCAGCUUACAGGGGCCAUCGGGUGCGUCGGGACCACAAACCCCAGAGGCCUAAAUGUCACCCUGAGGCUGGAGAAAAGACCACCAAGAAGGAGGAGCAUGCUGGGUCGGACAGCUCAAACAGCAAAGAGGCACAUACUGAUCACAAACACAGUGGAAAUGUUGGCCCCGACAGCCGAGACAGACAAGUGAAAGACAUCAAGAGAGACAAAGGCAGAGCAGAAGACAGUGUAACGAAGCCUUGCAGGGAGACAGCUAGACUGCGAGACACGCAGUGUAAACAAGGUCCAGUGAUGAAGCUACAGCAGAGAACUCCUCGCCGGCGGGGCCAGCAGCCCAAGCUGCUCAACAGCCCUGAAGACAGCCUCUACUACAACCAGCUAAAUAGAACUCUGGAUUACCAGGGGAGUAAGAGGAAGCCGAGAAAACUUGGUCAAAUCAAAGUGCUGGAUGGAGAAGAUGAGUACUACAAAUUACUGUCAACUGUGGAGUCAAUCCCCGAGGAAGAGUACCCGACUGCACCCCCCUCCCACCCUUUCUAGUGGGCCUCUCGACAACCAUGUCAACCGAUUGCCUUCUUCAACUCUGUGCUGGAUCAGAACCAAAAAAAUCUGCAUCAACAACACUCCAUAUCUGUAAAUGUUUAUUUAUUAAUAGCUGUUUUAUAUGAGUCAAAUAAAUGUGUUUAAAAU
Sphaeramia orbicularis (orbiculate cardinalfish) is the source of this 4320-nucleotide messenger RNA. It is a transcript of the gene myo3b, whose product is annotated as myosin IIIB. Gene Ontology annotation, biological process: positive regulation of filopodium assembly; regulation of actin filament length; sensory perception of sound. Bases 133 to 4170 code for a protein of 1345 amino acids. Gene Ontology annotation, molecular function: ATP binding; protein binding; microfilament motor activity. NCBI's taxonomy places the organism in Eukaryota, Metazoa, Chordata, Actinopteri, Kurtiformes, Apogonidae. Gene Ontology annotation, cellular component: filopodium tip; photoreceptor inner segment; stereocilium tip. The record is from RefSeq and is a predicted model, not a curated record. The transcript has 38 exons.